UUGGCGCGCGGGUGCUCCUGGGUCGUCAGCAUGGCUGCCUUCGCAGAUUUGGACAUAAGAGCGGGCUCGGACCUGAAGGCUCUGCGCGGGCUGGUGGAGACCGCUGCUCACCUUGGAUAUUCAGUUGUUGCCAUCAAUCAUAUUGUUGACUUUAAGGACAAGAAACAGGAGAUUGAAAAGCCAGUAGCAGUUUCUGAACUCUUCACAACUUUACCAAUUGUACAGGGAAAAUCAAGACCGAUUAAAAUUUUAACUAGAUUGACAAUUAUAGUUACAGAUCCGUCUCACUGUAAUGUUUUGAGAGCAACUUCUUCAAGGGUCCGGCUGUAUGAUAUUGUUGCUGUGUUUCCAAAGACAGAAAAACUUUUUCAUGUUGCUUGCACACAUUUAGAUGUGGAUUUAGUCUGUAUAACUGUAACCGAGAAAUUACCAUUUUACUUCAAAAGACCCCCUAUUAAUGUGGCAAUUGACCGGGGUCUGGGCUUUGAGCUUGUCUAUGGCCCUGCUAUCAGAGACGCCACGAUGAGAAGGUACACAAUUUCCAACGCCCUCAGUUUGAUGCAGAUCUGCAGAGGAAAGAAUGUAAUUCUGUCCAGUGCUGCAGAGAAGCCUUUGGAAAUAAGAGGACCGUAUGAUGUGGCAAACUUAGGGCUGCUGUUUGGGCUGUCUGAGAGCGAAGCCAAGGCUGCUGUGUCCACAAAUUGCCGAGCUGCGUUUCUCCAUGGAGAAACUAGAAAAACUGCUUUUGGAAUUAUUUCUACAGUGAAGAAACCCCGGCCAUCAGAAGUGGAUGAUGAUUCUCUUCCAGCUAGCAAGAAAGCUAAAUGUGAGGGGUGAUGAGGGCGCGGUCUCCAUCAGCCUCCUCCUCCUGUCACAGCUCUUCUCUCACAGUGGAAGUAAACUUGUGCUGAGUGGAUGUUUUCACUAAAGUAGAACCAGCAGUCUGGAAAACAGCUUUAUCUCAGACCAUAACAGUGGCAAAGAAAAUCCAGUGAGGCGCUUUCUAAAGACUGGCAGUUCAGUUCAUUUAGAUAUACUUUAAGAUAAAAAGCUUUUUUAUCCUUUUUGUGAAUAAUAAACCAUAGUAAGUAUACCAAAGUAAGAUGUUUCAGUAUUUUAAGAUAUUGAAGAUAAAUAAACUAAUGUUUUUCUACUUGA
Messenger RNA from Microtus oregoni (creeping vole), 1158 nucleotides. RefSeq names its product ribonuclease P/MRP subunit p30 (gene Rpp30). Lineage: Eukaryota; Metazoa; Chordata; Mammalia; Rodentia; Cricetidae. Bases 31 to 837 code for a protein of 268 amino acids. The record is from RefSeq and is a predicted model, not a curated record. The transcript has 11 exons. Gene Ontology annotation, molecular function: RNA binding. Gene Ontology annotation, cellular component: nucleolar ribonuclease P complex. Gene Ontology annotation, biological process: tRNA processing.